This is a messenger RNA of Sphenostylis stenocarpa, 1113 nucleotides long. The record is from the annotation of a GenBank genome assembly. Lineage: Eukaryota; Viridiplantae; Streptophyta; Magnoliopsida; Fabales; Fabaceae.
AUGGGGGAGGUCUUGAUUAAGUUUCUCUCCCUUUCUUUCUCUAUUUUCUCUUAUAUGUGUUUACAGAGAACUAAUUUUCUGCUUUUUGUGUUUCAGGAGGAAAAGAAACCGGAGGAAACCAAGGUUGAGGAGAAAAAACCUGAGGAAGCAAAAAAGAUACAAGAGGAGAAGAAGGAAGAAUCGGCAGAAAAAUCGGCCGGAGACAAAGACAAAAAGCCGGAAGAGGAGAAGGAAGAAGUGGUCCCACCACCGCCACCGCCCGAGAUUGUGCUCAAAGUGUUCAUGCAUUGCGAGGGUUGUGCUCGCAAGGUUCGUCGCUCCCUCAAAGGAUUCCCAGGUGUGGAAGACGUGGUCACCGAUUGCAAAUUUCACAAGGUGAUUGUUAAGGGAGAGAAAGCUGAUCCUCUCAAGGUUUUGGAGAGAAUACAGAGAAAGAGUCACAGACAGGUCGAGCUUCUCUCUCCCAUCCCGAAACCACCAGAGGAGAAGAAGAAGGUGCCGGAAGAAGAAAAGCCCGUUCUGUCCGAACAGAAGGAAGAAAAGCUUCCUCCAAUUGUGACGAAUCUGAAAGUUCACAUGCACUGUGAAGCUUGCUCACUGGAAAUCAAGAGGCGCAUACUGAGAAUGAAGGGAGUGGAAUCAGCAGAAGCCGAUCUGAAGAACUCACUGGUGAGUGUGAAGGGUGUGUAUGAUCCAGAGAAGCUGGUUGAGUAUGUGUUCAAGAGAACUGGGAAGCACGCAGUGAUAGUGAAGCAAGAGGCAGAAAAGAAAGAGAAGGUGGAGGAAGAAGCAAAAGAGGAGAAAAAGGAGGAGGGUGAGAAAGAGAAGAAGAGUGGUGAAGGAGAGGAAAAGAAGGAAAAGAAAGAGGAAGAAGCAAAGGGUGAGAGCAAAGCAGCAGAGGAAACGGCAGCAUCUAGUGAAGACAGCAACAAGGUUGUUCCAGAGGUGAAGAUCAAUGAAUACUUCUAUAACCCACCAAGGUAUGGCAUGGAGGUGUAUGCAUAUCCUGCACACCCUGUACACCCUGCACACCCUGCACACCCUGCGUAUUACCAUGCCUACCCUCCCCAGAUGUUCAGCGAUGAGAACCCAAAUGCUUGCACUGUCAUGUAA